This is a messenger RNA of Aspergillus nomiae NRRL 13137, 225 nucleotides long. RefSeq names its product structural toxin protein RtxA. The transcript is spliced from 2 exons. The record is from RefSeq and is a predicted model, not a curated record. The coding region runs from base 1 to 225 and encodes 74 amino acids. Lineage: Eukaryota; Fungi; Ascomycota; Eurotiomycetes; Eurotiales; Aspergillaceae.
AUGUCCCCCCGAUUCAGACUUGUAUUCUUCGCUCCCCCCUCCGCCGUGCCAGCCUGCAAGACAGCGAUCUUUUCUGCAGGCACCUCCCAGUUUCGUCCUGGGGACGCAGCGAAUCCGCACAUUGGGAAGGUGGGGGAACUGGAGACUACGGAGGAGGUCAGGGUAGAGGCAUUGUGCGCUAGUGAGGAUAUUGCCCGGAAAGCUGUUGAGGCACUGAAGAAGUGA